Molecule: messenger RNA, 893 nt
Organism: Nicotiana tabacum (common tobacco)
Lineage: Eukaryota; Viridiplantae; Streptophyta; Magnoliopsida; Solanales; Solanaceae
Source: RefSeq, a predicted model, not a curated record
ACAAACUACCACAACCUUUCAUUGCUCUAUCUCAAAAAAACAAAAAAUGAGACUUCAACUCCAUUUCCAACGCUCUAAUCCUCCAUUGCUCAUCCAACUCAAACACAAUUCACCCCUUAAUAAACCUCAAAAUUUGCCAUAUGGGAAGAGAGAAAUUCACCAGCUAGCUGCAGAAAAAAGAAACUUAGUUAAACCAAUAGCUCUACAAAUUUUGCACAAAUCCAAGAAAAUUUCAAGAACUGAAAAUUUUGAGUCUGAAGCUGGUUUAAAUGAGAAAAGCUCAAAACUUUUGGUAUUGGGAGCUGUAUCUGUUGGGGUAAUGUUGUUUUUAAUGGGAUUUGAUGAUCAAAAUAAGGCAUUGGCUUUGGGUCCAGAAGGUCCAUUAAUGGAGGAAUUUUGGGAUAAUAUGAGGAGAUAUGCAAUUUAUGCAUUGACAGUUAGUACUGGAGUUCUUUGGGCUGUUUUUGAACCCAUUUAUGAGCUGUUGAAGAACCCAAUUUCUGCAAUUUUAAUAUUGGUUAUUAUGGGAGGCAGUUUUUAUAUUGUUUCUCAAGUGGUAUCAGCUAUGGUUGGUAUUACUGAUUUUGCUUAUGAUUAUAACUAUUAGAUUUCAGUUUAUUUCUGUAUAAAUAGGUAUUUCCUUGUUUAUCCAAUGCAAAUUAUGAAGGGAAGCUUUGGUGGAAUCGGUAAAGUUACGGUUUGGAGCCGUGAAAACAGUGUCUUGUAUAAAUGUUGAGUAAGACUGUGUACGGUAAACCCUUGUAGCCCGGCCUUCCCCGGACCCCGUGCAUAGUGGAAGCUUAGUGCACUGGCUACUUCUUUUUUUAAUCCAAUGCAAAUUAUAUACCUUUGUCCUUAAAUUCAGCAAGUAAUAGAUAUUGCCUUCAAACUCA